Molecule: messenger RNA, 282 nt
Organism: Neurospora hispaniola
Lineage: Eukaryota; Fungi; Ascomycota; Sordariomycetes; Sordariales; Sordariaceae
Exons: 3
Coding region: 1-282 (93 amino acids)
Source: RefSeq, a predicted model, not a curated record
AUGACCACCGUCAAGGACAUGCGAGGUCCUGUAUAUGAUGAUUCCAUGGGAACGAGAAUCGGCGAUGAUAACACCGACUGGCUCGAGGCUCCCCAGCCGGAGACGUUCUGGAAAAAGGCCUCGGCAACCAACAAAGUGGCCUUGCCCAUCCACUGCCCUAGGAGCCUAGUUGUGGAACGACGAGACAAGGAACCCGAUCUGGAAGCUCAACUGAAUCAGCUUGGAGCUGAAGAGGACAAGAAAGCUUCAGCAGAGGUGCCACGAAGUCCAGAUGGCAUAUAG